Spirodela intermedia is the source of this 10076-nucleotide messenger RNA. Lineage: Eukaryota; Viridiplantae; Streptophyta; Magnoliopsida; Alismatales; Araceae. The record is from the annotation of a GenBank genome assembly.
AUGAAUUUCUCGGGGCAGGACGUAGAUGUGUUCGGGGAGAGGUAUAGGUCGGAGGAAGAAGAGGAAGAGGAAGAAGAAGAGGGGGGGAAUGGAGUAGGAAGGGGCGGGGCGGAGGAAGAGGAGGAAGCCGAUGAAGGAAGCCGCGGCCACUCCUCCGGGGGUUCGUCGUCUCCGGCUUCUUCCUCCUCCGGCAGCGGGAGCGGGAGCGGGAGCGAGAGCAGCAGUGGGAGCAGUGCCAACGGGAGCAGCAGGAGUAGUGGCGGCGGCGGCGGGGGGGAGGAGGACGAUCAGGAGGAGGACUCCACCGCUGCUGCAAUAGCAGCCGCCGCGGCCGCCGCGAGGGCGAGAGUUGGGUUGGAGAGUAGUGAUGAGGAAGAAGAGGAGAGCGAUCUCUUCGCUCCCGACAAUGAAGCGUACUCCAAGACGCCAGCUACAAGCAACUUCCCCAUUCCUGGUAAGAGUGGGAUGUCGUUUACUAUUGGGAUGCUUCCGACAAUAUUCCGACCUAGGAGAACUUUGUAGUUCGUUCUCUUGGCCCUCUACUAAGUUUUCAUUCUAGAUAUUACGUCCUUACAAAUACAGCGGAAACGUGGAACAUAAAACGGAAAGAUAGAUUCUCUACACUGUUUUUGUCAUGUUUUGCUGAUCGUUAAUGAAAUAAAGACGCUGUGUAUGUAAAGAAAAAAAACAUAUCAUAAUGUUGAAUCUAAACAAAGCUUCUCUCUUGACAAGCUCCAUGUUUGAUUAUUUUUUCAGAAUACUUUGUUUUCGGUGCAAUGGCCUGAAUAUUUCACCCCUAUAUGUUUUCCUUCCACUUAUAACAUUUUUUUAAAAAAAUGAAUCAAGUUCGCUACUAUAAAAAGAGUAUACUUUGUAACUUAACAGUGGAUUUAUUAACAAAAAAAGGUUCCUUUCGAACCUCUUUAAUCAGCAGAAAAGUUGCUAACUUUUGUCAGAAGGAAUAAAUCCAGAAUAUUCUUCCCACAUAUGAUCCUUGAUAGUAUGAUUACGUAGUUAGGUUCACCCAUCUCCAUUCCUUUGGACCAUUGCUCUGCAUAGAACAUGCUAUGUUGCGGAGGUUUAUCAAGUCUUUGAACUCAUAUUGACUAAUCAACAAUUCUUCUCAAUCCAAAUAGGCCGCAGUAUUCCCAGUAAAAGCACAUUCCACCGCACAAACAUUGGUAGAUCUUAAGCUAAAAAUAUAGAGUUCAUUUACUUGAUAAUCACAGCUUCUAAAAUAAUAUUUAUUUAUGCUACUUUGAGAUCCUCUAUAUUAUAGUGAAAACAAAACUCUCUCCUGUUCAGUGACUUGGUAGAUCUUGAAAUAUGACUUAUGUUUGGUUUGAAUUCAUUAGUUAAAUGAUUGGUAUCUCUUAUUCUCACCAAGCAUUCGUGUACAAGGUCAUCUCCCUGAUGUUGAAUUUUCGCUAAGCUCUGCUUUCGUUUUCUCUGCCCGAGGAUGACUAUAAUUACUCUCAUUAAUACAUUUCAGUUCCAUUAGUUGUUUCUGGUGAAUCGUUUAAAAGAAAUUUUCCUUCUAGAAUGAUCUCCUGUACACUCCCCAGAAUGAAGGUUGCUGAACUGACCUAGCUGGUAGUCGAUCAUGACAUAUACAUGCAUUGAGAUUUCAAGAAACUCAAACAAUGGAAGGCACUCAUAGUUUGAUUUUUUUAUUGAGAGGGGGGUCUAGUCUACUGGGGCUAAGAUAGCUUUGAUAACAAUGUCAAAGGAGAUUUUUAAUGUCUCGUGAAAUCUCCCUUUGAGCCAUAACAUCAGCCGGAUGCAGUAACAUUAACUAGUCCCCUGGAUUUAUUAGCUUCUAAUACCAUGAAUUGCUUCCUUGGACUUCCUCAAAUGAAAAGGGAAUGCGUUAACUUUCAACAGGUUUUUGUUCAUCUGGGAAGAUAACAUCUUUUCAUAUGAGGUCUCCCAAUUUUCCUCUUUUAAAUUUUCUGUUAAGGAACUUGACAAAGUUUUGCUGAACUUCUGCCUUGCAUAAGCUGUUUGAGAUCUUUCUUAAAGGUGACAUACCCUUGAUUCUUUUAGCCGAAAUCGGGAGAAACUUAAAAUCUGUCGCUUCAUUCAACUAAUGUUACUUGUUUUAACCCUUCGCAUUCUCUGUUGCAUUUGCACAGUACUGAAUGAUUAUCAUUCUUUAUCCCUUCCACCUGUUUCAUCCCACCCCUGCUUGUUGGAGUAUUCUCUGACUCAGCACAAUAUCUUGCCUGAUGACCCACUCCACCACAGAUUAAGCAUCUGACUGCAUUUCUAUAGUUAUCGUCCUGAAGACAUUCUUCAUGAAGAUAAGAGCACUGAGAUUCUGGGCUAACCUUGUGACAAAAUGAGAUAGUCUGUGAUAGUCUACAAACUUCAGCACCUUUCCAUGUAUGAAAAUCGCUAUAUCUGUAUAGGAGAAAAUAUCCUUGUCUGCAGUCUUGCUAUACUACUAGUUCCCGAUUGUAGCUUGCCACGGUGUAUUCCCCUUGUCUCUAAGUCCUCAUCAUGUGGUGCUUUGUAGCAGAUCCUCUACCCCCCUUGGAUACGGUUGAUCCAAAAAAUUAGUCAAGGAGCUUUAUCUUGUUUUCAAGAUAUGUGGCACAAAAAAAUCGUGGGAAAGCUGCGUCUUGACUUUGUUUGUAAAAUACUGGAAAUCUAGGAUUAGACUCGUUGGGAUGUUCUUGAAUGAGAUUAAUUCAUUUUUCUUUUCUUUUGGUUUUCUCAAGUACUCGUUGCUUGACAUGACACUUUUUAAUUGGAUUUUAUUUCCAGUAUUGCCUCCAGUUCGAAAUACUAGUAAUCACACCAGAGGUGGUUACGGGCGUGGUAGAUGGCAACAGUCUGGAUACUCCAAUGACAGAGGUCCAGCUCUCCUUCCACGACCUGGAUCUUAUCAUCAAAGGCAAGGGUUUGGGUAUGGGUCAAAGUUCUCAAAUGGACGCAAUGAUGAGCGUUUUGUUUCAGAGAUGAAACUCAACAAGAGUGAAGAGACUUUAUCUAGGAAAUCUAUUCAAAUUCAAGAGGUACUGUAGUUUGUCUUUAGUUUACUUUUUUGUUUAACGUACUGUUGUUGGCUGAUAAUCUCUUUAUUGUACUGGACCUGAUUCAAAGCCUUGCGAAAUUGGCUGCUACAGUCGUGUAGAAGGUGGAGACGUCUAUUUUGAUGAUCGCAGUUUGGUAAGGGAUUUGCAAUAUUUCUUUUGGAGGGGUUUUUGUUUUUAUAUGCAUUUGUUUACAUAGCUGAUAAUAUGUUUCUUUUGAAUGAUUGGACCUGGUUGUCACGAGUUUCUUUCUUGUGGCAUCUAUGAUGUUGGGCCCCAUCUUAAUCCCUGUGAUAUAUCUUUAUGGUUACCAUAAAGAGUUUUUUUUAGUAUACAAGUUCGUUCCUUUCUCACAGUUUUUUGACCCAUGCAAAAAAUAUUUGAUGUCUUAUGAACUCCAUUUUUCUCGAUGUUACUUCCAUUUGUGUUGGCAGAGACUUUUUAAGCGCACUGUUUGUGACGACAUUGGUGCAGACCUCAAUGUAGGGUUUGAGUCAUUUAUUGAAAAGAGAGGUAUGACUGUGUUACAUUUAGUUUAUCAGUUUUGUCCAUAAUGUGCAUUGCAAAGAUAAAAAAUAAUUGAGUCGUGAUGUUAAUUACGUGCUCGUGAUAUUUGCGAUACAUUGUCAUUUUUGUCUCUGUUCGCUUGCUUCUGUUCAUCAUUCAUUAUUUUAUCUAGUUUCGUGAAGUUGUUUUUAUUUUUGCAAAAAUUGCGUCUAGACGAAAUGUAAUUCUUGCGAGGAAUAAGAGUUUUCACUGUUAUAUUACUGAACUCAUUCCAGUAACUUUACAUGUGUCUUUAUGUCUACUUGAUCUUUCUUGAAGUGAUUACUAUCCUUCCACUUGUAGACAUGCUGGUCAGUCAUAGCCAGAUCCGACCUGUUGUUUCUGCUUGUCAUGCACAUAAAUCCUUUAUUAUCUCUUGGAGACACUGCAUGAGAAGGAUGGAGAAUCCUUGCCAUAACUUUUACUAGCUGUACAAUGAGCAUGUCCAAAUUAGCUAUAUGAGUGAUGAGUAAGGUGGAAUUGGCAUUGGACAUGGAAAGUGAUUCAAAUGAUUUCGUGGCUUAUGCUUCAUGCAACCCUCUAGGCUAUAUGCAACUCUUGAAAUCUUAUGGUUUCUUUUGAGUGUGUAAUGAUGAAAUAGUGAGUUAGAGUUUUUCUGUGGUGAGGAAGGAGAUAAAUGAAUUACUUGCGAGAUGGUAGGCUUCUAGUAUGGCUUCAAGAAGAUGUCGGACAGUGGAUGAAUCGCCCACUUGUACAUACACUCUUUUCAUAAUUAAUGAUCACAUGGUACUACCCCCUUACAAAAAAUAUAUUUGGGUUGGAGAAAGAGCAGAGAAAAGAACUUCAGUAAAGUGUAGAAAGUGUGCUAACUCAUCAAAUUUUCUUGCUUAAUUCUUUACCAAGAGCUAGUGUUUGAGAAGGCUUUCAACGUGAAGUUGCUUGUAAAGACGAGUAUCCUGUAGCACAGAUACCAGUGACAUAUAAAAGAAAUCUCAGGAGGCUUUUGCGGUAGUUAAAUACAACUGUGGGCAUGUUCCGAGGGUGAAGGCAAUUCCCAAGAAUGGAAUAGGUGGAAGGCACAAAAGGAGCGAAGAAAGGAGGAAGAGAGAGGGAUGCCAAAACGUUUGCCUUUGUUUGUAUAGUAGGAAUGUUGGAUAAUGAGCUCGCAUUAUUCGGUUGUUUGGAGUAAGGAUGUGGGGCUCUGUAGUUGCCUAGUCAGUCUGACUUGAGCUAGCUUGCAUCAGCCGGAUCAGUUUUCAUGAUUCUUAUCCCAGAUGCUUUUAAAAAUCAAUUAGGAUUCUAAAGGCUGUUGAACAAAGAGUUCAAUGCAUAGACCUGAACAGGUUGGAGUUGAUUAGGUUUCAGUUGGUGCUGAUCAGAUUGGGUGCAAUUCACAGUUUGACUUGAUCUUACUUGCUGAACUGAUUUGCCAAUGCCUGGUAAAUUUAUAUAAAAAAAAGAGAUUAACCCUAGAAGAUCAAAAAGUCGGUGUGGGAAACCUGCUUAGUUUCGAUUGAGCAGGUUUUAUCUGACCAAUUCAAUUGGAAAAAUAGGAUGAGGAAGCGGAAAUUGGGUGUAAUGUCUGAAUAAUGUUUUAUUUUUGAAAAUAAGUCCAGAAAUUAGAAGGCUCUAUGCAAACUAGACAUUAAACGGGGAGAUAUGCCUGCUAUUGCAUGAUUUCUCUCUCCCUGAAAAAGAGGGGUUUAUUUACCACUAAUUUUUUAAGAUAUUACUAGGGGCUGAAACUUUGUAACCUUUAAUCUUAUAUGUUAUUGAAUUAUAGGGGCUAAAUCUUUCACAUGAGCUAAUGACCGUACACCUUUGGUGAAUUUCAUUUAACUGAGUGAUAAUCCAAUGGCAGUUUCCGUGUCAAAGCGUGGUUGAUUGUGUCACCCACUUUUCAGCGGGAUAUAUUUUUGCUAAGGUUGCUUUCUUGAUUGGCUCUAUUUGGGGAAGAAGUAACUAGUUUAACUGUUUAAUUUUUUUAUCAACUUGCUUCUGGACACACGUUUUGUACUCUAAUGUUGAUGAAUCAUAGUUCAGAGAACAUUGUGUGUUAAAUAUUGUUUGUACGUUAAAAAUGAUGGAAUGACGUUCUUUAUGUUCAUUCAGAAUGUUUGUUGUUGUUUUGUUAUUUUUCUUGUUUCUAUUUCAUUUUUCCAAAAAAGACUUUUGAAUCAAGGCAUAAUAAUCAGACCCCUUUUAAGAAGAAGAUCCACUGGUACUAGCCAGAUUGAAUGUUCUCAGUCUGACUAAUUUUCAGUUUUACUCUAUUGGAGACUAAGUCAACAUUCGUAAACCCUUCCUCAAAACUUCUUUAGGGUGCCUUUGUCUUCAAGUUCGGAAAACCUGAUGCCGAGUGUGAGGUUCACUGUUUAGACUCAAUUGUACAUCCUUAGGAAGCUUGAUGAUUUAAACGCUGCCGAUGCUUCUGCUCUCUCUCUCUCUUCGUGCUGUUUCAUGUUUGUUUGGUUUAUCAAGGUGUUUGUUUCUGCUUGCUUUGUUUUUCCAUAAUGUUUUUUUUUUUUUGGGUUUGAUAUAUAUUACUUAAAUGGUUUUGGAUUUUUGACAGCUACUUGUCAUGGAAUUAGCAUUGUAACAUGUUAACCUGAUGGUUCAGUGUUCUUAUUUUAUUUUUGAUAAUUUCUGUAAGGGCAAUGAUUUCUGUCUUUUCCAGAGUUCAACUCAGAAGGUUUUGGUGAUCUUCUUUCUUGCAUAAGGAACAAAAAGAUUCCCUUACAAAAUAUCCAUUUUGUGGUAACCUUCCUGGCCUUUGCAAAGUGUUAGUGGUUCAUCUUUCCAUUGAUAAGUUUAUGUUGCCAAUAUGACUAUUUUGUCUAAUUACUGAGUUUGCCGCUGUUAUUUGCUUUUCCAGACUUUCAGGAAUAAUCUGAACAAGGUGAUCAGCUGCUUCCUUUAAAAAAAUGCGUUUCCUUAGUAUGUAGAAGCCUUCUGUAUAAACUUGACGCAUCCCGCAUGUUAGUGCCUUGUUUGUUAAUAAUAAGUGAUCUCCUGGUACCAACUCCCUAGAUACUAGCUACUGCUUACAUCAGACACGAGCCUUGGAAAAUGGGAGUACACAAGCGCAAUGGAGUUGUUUAUCUUGAUGUCCACAAGAUUCCAGAGAGACCACAGAGUGAGCUAGAUCGUCGAAGGUAUUCCCUUUCCCUUAACAUUUGUGUGUUGUGUCAUCAGAAAUCUUCAUUAUUGAUGUCUUUCUUCAUUUAUUUAUAUUUCAGUUCUAAAUGAAGGUAGAGAUAAUAUAUGAACCACCCUGAAGUGAUGGAUUUCCGCUUUUGAUAUUGCUAUCUGAUUGUCUAUGGAGCCUUCUCGUUUUCCUUCAUAGAGUAGGCCGGGGGCUAAAGUUCAUCUGAUCAGAUAAAAAAAAGCAGCUACAAAGACUCAUCACUUGCGACACAUGAAUUGUGAUUGUUUAUGUAGGUUGGAGAAUGAAGCGUAGUGGCACAGUAUAGAGACCGUUUGUUCAUCAAGCAUUGCUUUUUCCCCAGAUUUUGAAAAAAAAUUUGGUCGACCUGAUAAUGACCCAGAUACAACAUAAUGUUACUAGUGUUGAGAAAUCUAGAUCCAUUGAGAACACUGACAUGGAAGAGAAACUUCCUCUGUCAUCCACGACAGAGGGAAGGAACGCAGAAACUAAUACUCUUAGCCCUUUACAAUAUUACCCUUAGCCCUUCUAACAACUAGGACUAUUUAAAAGUUGCUCUUGGUUUUGUAACAUGUAUCAGUUUGCCAUGAUUUUUUAGCCCGGGACACCAUUAGGCUUUAAGAUCACUUUGGAAAUAAUUUGUUGCAUGGAAUCUAUGAUUCCAUAUAGGAACUGCAGAAGAUCCAUUGUUUUUCUGACAGUAAUAAAAACAUUGAACAUUUAUCUGUCACAGAUGUUCAUCAUGCAUAGGUAGCUUUCGCCGGGCUUUCUUGGACCUUUUUUUUUGUGUCUACGGUCAGUUGUCCAUUGUGAUAGAUUUUAUUGAAACACCUUAGUUGCUUGUAUCAUGACAGUUUUCCCUUGCUGCUCUUUCGACGUUAUAUUGUGCUGUUAUAUUUAAAUUUAAAAUACGUGUGUUCAGAACCUACAAAAUCUUAGUAUUAGUAAUUCACUCAUUUACUCAGAUGCUAUUGGGGCUACUCUUUUGAGAAUCUUGCUACUGAAGCCUCCAGUGACAUUGGCGUUGAUGGGCAUGGUAUUGAUGCGAACGUUGAGUUCUGUUCAGUUCUAAGGACCAAACUUGGGGCACACCGUAUUAUCAUGGGUGCUGAGAUGGACUGCUGCGAUUCUCCUGAUGAUGGAAAGAGGUUCUAUGUAGAGUUGAAGACAAGCCGAGAGGCUAGUACACAUUUUUUUCUCCGUCAAACUUCUGAAUUUUGAUGAUUUGGCAUUUUGGAUAGUUAAAAUACCAGUGGGUUUGUGUUUAAUAAAAUUUUAAUAUUAAAUAUUUAUUUCAGUUGGAUUACCAUACCGAAGAGCGAUUUGAGCGAGAGAAACUAUUGAAGUUUUGGGUAAAUAUUUCUCUCAUUCUAGCCAUUGACGGAUGUGCUUGUAGCUCUCUUAACGAGUAACUGAUAUGAAUUUCUGUGCUCCUAGCUCUCUUUAUAUUAUUGGAAACUUCCCUUUAAGCAUAAUAGUUUCCAUUGAGUGAAUUUAGUUGUCAGAAUUGAGCAAUCCUUGUGCAUGUCAAGAUCAGAGUCUUGAAAAAUCACGCUGGAAUAAGUUACCAGCCGUAAGUCUUCUCCCUAGAAAUUUUCUUUUCGUUGCAAAAAUUAUGAUAAUUUUUUGUGUUCAUUUUUUAAAAAGCAAAACAUAAGUAAAUAAUUUGUCGUACUUGGAUUCCAGGUAAUUCGAGAAAGCAUUUCCGGUGGCAAUUCGAAAUGAUCCAUAACUUUUAUUCCCAAUAAUAAGAGUUUUAUUUUUACAGCACAUUUAUGUUCUUAUUAGAGUCUAAAACAACUAACAUUUCAACGAUUAAUUACCCUUGUGUUUUGACUUAAUUUAGUUCGUUUGCAUGCAUGAUUUCUCCUCCCUAUUUGGAAAAAACAUGGAAAUGCAAUCCGUGACUUUGGUGUGGUUCUUCAAUGUCCAAACACUUAUACAUUUAUUCCAUAACUGCAGAUUCAAUCAUUUCUAGCUGGUGUCCCAUAUAUUGUAAUCGGCUUCAGGUAAAUACUUCUCAACAGUUAUCUGUAAACGCUUGGCUCACAUUUCUAUCCAUUUUUGGUGCAUAUAUUACCACCUGCUCUGCAGUGCUAGAGCAUUCUCAUUUGCGCAUAGCGUAGUUGACUUGCUUAUUUUAGUUUCUUCUGAGGAAAGGUGAGCUGUCUUUCCUUCCUCAUAUGAGUGAUUUGUCAGAUCACAAUCCUGUGAACCAGCGUUCUUUGAUUACUGGUACGUUGAAGUUACAAGUAAUAAAACACAUCGACUCUGUAAUGGCCGUCAGACGAUUAAUGAACGCGUAUGCAUGAAAUCAUUUGCUGCAGCAUGUGGUAGACGCCUCUAUCUGCUCAAGCACCUUCGCCCCUCUAUUAAUGGUAUCUAGGAUUAGUUAUGGGUCUCAGCAUUCAUGGGAAGUUGGAUCAAAGUAUAGAUUGGCAAGUGAUACUAUGCUAUAUGAGGAAAAAAAAGCCCUGUUCCACUUAUUUCUAAUCGAUUUCGAGUGGAACACUUUAAUUCUUCAGCAUGAUCUCAGUGAUCUCCAGAUUGGGUUCUCUCUUUGUAUUCUUCACCUGGCAGAGCUUGAACACGUCAGAAAUGGGUAUGAUAGGAGCGUGUGAUUGGAUGUAUGAGAAGACUGAUAGUCUCAUUAUUUACAAAAUCUUCCAGCAAAAUCAUCUGUAUAGUUGUCUAUUCACGGCAAUAAGAAAGAGGUUUUUUUUUUUUUUUUUUUUUGGUGGUGGGGGGAGGCGUGAGGUCUUAUUUUUUAUUUAUUUCUAUAAGCCGUGUGAUCCUAUUUAUUUUUUAUUUCUUCUUUUGGUAAUUGUUUCAUGGGUCUUGCUCCUCUCCGGAUCGCAGGGAUGAUUCGGGUCGGCUCGUUCGCACAGAGAGAUUGACAACUAGAGACAUUACCCACAGGGUGAAGCUAAAGAACUACUGGCAGGUGCAGGAACCUCUUUCUUCACUAUGCAAUUGCUAAAAGAGGAAAAAAACGGAUAACAUCCGAGCAACAGCCAUCUAAACAGCCAGAAUAAUCAUCCGAGAAAAAACGUGCCCUUUUUUUUUUUUGUUUUUGUUUUCUGCAGGGAGGGGUGUGCUUGGCAUUUGCUGACGAGGUCUUAUGCUGGCUUUAUGGGACUGUCAAAGAGAGUUGAGUUUUGUUGCAUCCUCUCUCUCUCUCACUCACUCACUUACUUUCUCUCUCUAGAUUAUUGGGUGAGAUUAACGACGACUGAAGUCCUCCUUGGGGUUGUGUUGCAGAUGAAGAUUACAUACUCCAGUUCAUUCCUCCUUCCCAGAGAUUGGAGCUUCUCCAAGCCCAGUCAUGCCCAGACGCCAUUACCAACCACAUUGCAAAUCUGUAA